UUAAGCUCUGGAAUUGGGAGGUUGUAGAAUCCCCAUCGCUAGAGGUUUUUAAGAACAGGUUGGGCAAACACCUCUCAGGGAUAUUCUAGGUUUACUUGGUCCUUCCUCAGUGCAGGGUGCUGGUCUGGAUGACCAUUCAACGUACCUUCUAGCUCUACAUUUCUGAUUCAUAAUUUUCUUAAUAGUUGCAUUGCAGGUUGGCGUCAGGGAAGUAAUAUUUCCACAUAUGUAUCGUGAAUUUAUUGAUUUUUUGCAUAGAUGACCUGUGCCUGCUGACGGGAGGGGGGGAACAAGCCCAGAAAAGCUCAAGUCACACCCCUACAUCCUCCAGGCAGUCCUCCCCCUUUUGGAAAGCCAGCCCCCCACUUCUGGGAAAGCAGCAGCCCCUCCCUGCAGCUCCCAGCUGUUCCUCUCCCUCUUCCGGCAGAAUUAAAGCAGCAGCACCCCUAAGCAGCUCUCAGCUGUUCCUCAACUCCUGCCUCUGCCUCUCCCUGUUCCUGCCCUGUGCAGUUCACUAGCUUAGCUGCUGUGCAGGGAGGGGGCCUGGUUGCACCAUGUGACCCAGCAAUCUGGGAGGGCAGGUGACCCCUCCCCGCCCUCACAAGUUGCCUCUGCUUUUUUGCAUAUUUGUAAAUCUCUGUUAAAGACAAUGACCCCCACUAAAGCAAUUUUAAAAUUGCUAAUAUUCACCACAAUAUUACGUGUUAACUCUAUCUAACUUUACAAACCACGUGCAAGAUUUUAAUAGUAAAUAUUUUGCUGGGCGGUAAAUCUAUAAGUAUUAAGGGGCUGUAAUUUUUGUACAGCUGUGUAGCUUUCUCUAACUUCCCCAGUAUACUGCUAAUAAAAGAAACACUUAAGUCUUGAAACAAUGCAAGAUUCCAGUGACACUGGAGAACUGAGAGGUUUUUUGGUGGUAUAUGUGAGGGGGGAGUUCAUCUGUUCUAGCAGAAAAAUCUCAAAAAAGUUGGCAACUAAUCAGGUCCUAAAAAGGAAUUUUAAAAAUGUAAAUUAGAAAUUCUAUAUGUACAUACUUUGUCAUUUGGACUGCAGCUUCCCUAUUUGUUCUGCUAACAAUUGCACAGAACGUUCAAUUUGCAGGGUUGUUUCUUUUUCCUUUUGCUGACUCCUGACUAACUGAAUCUCUUUUGUUGUCACUACAAAAGGCAGACAAGUUUGAAGAGUAUUAGGAGUAGAGAUGAGUGAAUAUUUUUUCUGAACUGCUACCAAAAAAAAAAAAAAAAAGAUUGAAGCAAAUCUGAAUAUUUCUGAAUUUUCAGUGCAUCGAUAAAGUCUGUUUCAGGUCUGCUCUAGAGUGGGGAUUCAAACCUGGGUCUCCCCUGCCCACAUGUGUGUCCUAACUACUGGGCUAAAGAUUAUAAAAGUGGGAGGGAAGCAUCAGCACUGGGUCACCACCACGGCCUCCUCUUCUGGCUGGUUUGUGAAUGGCUGGAACUAUUUGUGUCAAGUUCGCUAAUAGUUUUGGGUUGACCCAAACUGUUUUUCAUCAGAUAAACUCCUUGUCCAAAAAAAUUUGCCCAAGUCUAAUCAGGAGUGAACUGGAACAGUAACCCUAUAUCUAAAGUAACCUGCUCAUCCAAGGGAUCUUCCAGGUCUGAUGGGAGACCUAAAGUUCUACUGAUCAUUAAUGGGAAAUCCCACCCUGUUUCACAGGAAAUGUGGAGGAGAUGGCUUCUUCUGACAAGCAGCAGUUGCCCCUUCAUAAGAUUAUGUGGAGGGAGAAAUUGAAGGUUUUGGUGCACGUCACCACGCUGCUCAGCUAUCCCCUUUUGCCUUCUCUCUGCCUCUUCCCCAUUCCCAGACAUUUGAUUUGUUUUUUUUGUUUUUUUCUAAUUAGGGAUAUUAGUUUUAGGGAUAACUCUUCUCCAGUUUCCUUUCUCUUGCUCCCUUUUCUCUCAUGAUUCAUCUCUUUUCUUUCAUUUCCCACUUUUCCUCUUUUGACUUCGUCCUUCCAUUGCUCUUCCUUCAUCCUUUCCUCUGUCUCACCAUAUACUCCCUCUUCUCUUGCUUUUCUUCUCCCUUUUGUUUGCAGGUACAUUUUCACAAGGGCUGAGGCAUGGCUUCCCUGUUCAUAGGUGCAGUUUGUACCAGAACAUUUGGUGCCACCUUUUGGCAAUGGAAAAAUUAACUGUAGGCACAAAUCUGAGAAUUUGCCCACUAUUCAAUACAAUGUAAUCAGGGCGCAAACUGCACUUGCAAAAGGGAGGCUGUCCUUCUGAAAUGUAACUGUAAUAUCUUUUCCCCACCCCACAAUACUCAGACUCCAUGCUACAGACCUGACAAUCCAAAACCAUUUUGUUCUUCUUUCAUAAGCCAACUAGAUAUCUUUGUUCUUGUUCCUUUUAAAGAUAUAUAAAAGAAUGAGGAAAUAAGAGAGUAAAGGGAGAAGCGACACUUUCAUCUUUCAGCAGUUGACAUCACACUUCUGCACAGUUCUAAUGGCCUUCAUUCGACUUAGAAGAAUAUUUUGCAGGGGCCAGCUUUAAUAUUUUGAAUGGUGCCAUCCCAGGUUUAACCUUUUAAGUAGCACAUAGCUGAGAAACGUGGCCCUGUCAAGACCCAUACAUUCCUUCUUGCUGGGAUCCUUCUGUUUUCUGUGAUAGCAUCCAGAGAAAAAUAUAUGUGACAAUUAAAUAAUAAACCUGAUAGCAUUGCUAUACCUGGACAUCAUAUUGUAUACUGAAUAUGUUGGCAUGCUCGUAUGUUUCAAAGGCAAGUGCAAAGUCUGGGUUUAGCCUAUUUUAGAGGCUGAGGGUGAAAUCCUAGCCCCAUUGAACUCAAUGAGAGUUCUUCCAUUAGCUUCAGUGAGGUCUGGAUUCCAUCCUGAAACAGGACCCAAGUUUGCCCUGAUUAUUGGUUUAGCAAUGGAACAAACUGCAGAAGGUUGGAGAAUUCAUUCCUGCCCUGGGUUUGUUUUGUUCUGUUCUCUUCCUUCCUUUGACUGUUCCUUUUAGAUGUUGCUAAGUGAGUGUGUUGCUUAUGAGAGGUGCUGGGUUCACACCCCCAUUUUCAGACAUCUGUUUGUCUCCAGGAUAAGCACACCAAGCUAGGAGCGGCUGUGCAUAUUUUCCUCACACUGCUUUGCCCCUAUGCCUCUUCUCUUUUCUGGAGGGCUUUUCUCCCGGGAGAAGGAGGGCAGUUCAGUUUCCAGGCCACUGUCCACUUUUGGACUAACUCUUUAGGGUAUUUUCUGUUCUUGUGAAGGUUUUAUUACAGAGAUCAGGAUUUUGAAUCACACAAAAGUGAAAUUACUUGACAUUGAAUCCUACCAAGAUGAAUAUUUUGGCAGCAAUCACUACAACCUUUUCUCCACAAUUGCUAUUCUAUGUGCAGCUGGCUAUUUGGCAUUGCUGAUCAAUAUUUUAUUAGCCUGUUGAGUAAAGUGUAGGCCUUGGGCCACUGGCCAAUUCCUAAUGCUGACAAGUGGUAGGAAAAGUAAUUCAUUCAGAUGGAAUAUAAGUCUUUUAGAGGUGUUUGUACUUUCUGAUGGAAAGUAAUCCCUUAUUAUGGAUUUGGCUUAGAUUAGUUUACUGAACAAUCCACUUGGCCUAUUAUUUUACCACCAAUGCAUUAAAGUAGGUCCAUAAAUACAGGCAACAGAAUUAGAACAUUAUUGUAGUAGGAGAUAACAAUACACCAUACACAAGAGUGCAUUAUAUCUUCAGUUAGAAAUCCAACAAGUCCAGCAGGCAGACUUCCAUGUAUUCUCUCACAAUAAUUGACCAUAGCCAACAGAUAGUUUGUACUGCAUAAGACAAGUUAUUUAUAUUUAGCCUAAAACUGUAAUAACAUCCUCUGGCAAUGGCAUUAUCUGAUGGUGUCUGAAACUGAACCCACUUCCUAUUUCCAGGCCUCAACAAAUGACAAUCUUUGUGUUGUCUGAUGUUACUUCCUGAGUCUGAGAUUAAAAUGAGAGGUUUUUAAAUUCAUCUAGCUUAGUUUUUUGAAGUAAAGAUCUAUUUUAGACAACUAAGUUUCCCAGAAUUGUUUAAGUGUGGUUUCUAUCACCAACCAGAAUGUUUCCUUGAAAAUUCUAAGCAUAUAGCCAGCAGCAUUUCUGCCAGCAGAGUAGUAAUACAGGGUUGGCUACGGGCUUAGCCGAUAGGCAGUCAGAGAAAUGUUUAUGCCUGGUCAACAAGCAAGGACUUGUGAAGCUCUGAUCACCAAAUGUAAUUUAUUUUUUUCCUAUUGACUAAGAUGUGUAGAGUCCUGUUAUUUUACCCUCUGGCUCCCCUCCUCUCCCCCGCAGUUGUCAGAUGACAAACUACAUUAGGGGUGUAGGGAAGGCAGCAAUUAGAAAUAAAAACAACAUCAGGGAAAAAAAAACCUAUGGCUGGCAGGGCUAAGGACAAUAAAAAGGAUUUUAAGUAUAUUAAGAACAAAAGAAAUUCUAACAGUAGUAUAGACAGUGGCAAGAUGGCCAAUUUCAGUUUGGUAGCUCCUGCGCUUUUCUUGGCAGGGAGCUAAGAUGCCACCCUUUGCCCCUGCUCUUGAGUGCCGAGGGCCUCCGCUACUAGCCCGGGAAGGUGGUAGGGGAGGAGUCUGGGUUCACUCCUCACUCUGAGUCCCAGCCCCUCUCAACCCCUGUGGGUUUCUUACCCUUGUCCCCCUUAGGUGGGGUUACCCCCAAUCCUUAGAUGCUGUAGGGUAGGGUCUCCCUUACUCCAGUUCUCAGGUCUUCCAAAUCUCACAACACCGCUCCAGUCCUUUCUCCUUCUCUGUCUGACGCAGGGGGUUUUAUUAGGUUCGGAACAGGGCCUUAAUUGACUGCAGGUGCUCCAAUUAACCUGCAGCCACCUUCCCUAGUCUACAGGGAACCACGCCUUAAUUAGCCUUGAGUUUAUAUAUCUAGCACUCUCCCACUGCUCCCUGUAUCACAAGACCCAUCACUUGAUAGAGAUGAAGAUGCUGAAUCCAGGCACUGGUGUACAUGGAUAAUGUGGUGAUAGAGGUGGUGAUAGGAAGAUAUAUAAACAUGGGAGAUAUGAAAGAAAAAAGAAAGCAGAAUCGAGACUGAAGCCAAAAGAAGAUUAAGACAAAAUCACAAAUUUACCUGGUCAAGGUGGUCAGGGUCAUUCACUGCCUCCUGUCUCUUUUCAUAAAAAGAAGCUGUCAAAGAGACCAGGAUACAUGAGACCAGAAGCUCCGCAACAGAUAGAAUUUCAUCCUCCUGCUGACUGUGAGCCAUUCAACCCAAAGGGGCUUGAACAUGGCAGAAAGCAUUGUGAAGACUUCAAGAACUGCUCUCUGCACAGACUAUGCAAAAAUGACUUUGAAUCCUUAUAUUGUAAUUCAUCUGUAAACAGUACCAUAGUUACCACCAAUGUGGUAACAACAUCGAUCACUGCUGGAAAUACGACAGGAAGCCUCAGAAAUCUGUCAGAUCUCAGGAUUCAGCCGUCAGAAAAUGUAAUUCUGCCGGUUUGUCCUGCAGCUGCCACAUGUAAAAGAGACUUCUUACCUGUGUGCAGUUCAAAUACAUGGCAGACUAAUCUACUAGCAACUACGUGGGAGACAAUCCAUGGUGCUAGAGUAAAGGAACCACAGAAAAUGUACACUUUGGAUCAGAAGGAAGUGAACAAUAACUGUGAAUAUAACAACAAAGAAGUCACUUCUUACUCGUCCAGUACUUGGGAUAGCUUUAAUUCAAAUUUCAGCUUCAUACAGCUCUCACUGAACUCACGUUUUGAAAAAAGUGACGCUGAAGGCCAGUCAGAUGGCAGGGCAAUGGAACACACACUGCAAACAAAUGCAACAGGACAAAUAGAAAAUGUUAAUUUACAUGAACCAGGGGAGAGACUAAGAAGUUCACAUAAAGACAUAGGGGCUUCAUCUUGUAUUUGUAAGCAUGGUGAGGGUUAUCAGUGUGCAAGAGGGACUUUAGUGGAUGAUAAAUUGCAGGAUUGUGAGAUGGUAUCUCUUUCGGAUACAGAUGCAGCAUUUUCAUGUUCCACAGAUUCCUCAGAUGCAGCAUCUGCUGGUUCUUCUGUUACCUCAGGCUAUGAAAGUAGCUUUACUGUUAGUGAUCACAACUGGGACACCCUGAUGAGGAAAUAUGAACCGGUGCUAUUGGACUGCUUGGUUGACAACCGUAGUACAUUAAAGAUAAAAUCCUUAAUGUUAAGGCUUCAGAGGCUUCAAGAAAAAGCAAUAGAGGAAGAUGACUAUGAUAAAGCUGAUACAUUUAGAAGGAAACUAGAAGAACUGGAGCAAGAGAAGAAUUCUUCAAAAUUUCAGCUUCCUUCAAGGCAUCCUUCAAUUAUCAGCUUCUUAGACAGAUUCAGUGCACAAGUUCAAGCAGCGUUGUUCUGGGCUGCAGAUCGGGUUGGAAGUGAAGAAGCACAGCUCUGGCAAAAAAACGAGCAAAAGCUUUUGAGUCCUGCUUACCAGAAGAGGAUACAGGUUUCAGCUACAAAAAGAAACCAGCUUCUUCAAGAAAAGCAAUGGUUGCAGAAAGAAAUUGAAGACCUCAGAGCAAGGCUGGCUGUGCUAGAAGCAAAAGAUCAACAGUUAAGACGAGAUAUUGAAGAGCACGAUAGGCUUAUUCAGUCGCAGGACUGCGAGUUGACUGCCUUGCUUAGCUGUGUAUCUUUGAGAGAGCUACAGGAAAUAAGCAAGGCCUUACAUGACACUUUAGCAUUGUCAUAUCAAAUUCCAUUUAGUUUGGAUUUCCCUGGGACCAUCAAGAGCCUUCAGGAAAAAGAACAGUCACUCAGCAUGUCCAUUAAAGAAACGACUGCCAAAGUUUGUGCAAGUCAGAAACUAUGCAGUACUUUGAGGAGAAAAGUGAGUGAUAUUGAGACCCAACUACCAGCUUUACUUGAAGCCAAAAUGCUUGCUGUAUCAGGAAGUAAUUUCUGUACUGCUAAGGAUCUUGCAGAAGAAAUCAGAUCAUUAACAUCUGAGAGAGAAGGGCUGGAGGGACUUCUCAAUGAGCUGUUGGUGCUGAAUGCCAGAAAUGUCCGAAAAUUAGAGGGAAUUAAAGAAGAUUUCAACAGAUUGAAACAAGAACUGGAGCAGGGGAAGUCUGCCUUUGAGACAAAUGUGAAGGAAAAUGCUGUGAAAUUCAUGGAGAUGCUGGAGGAUAAGCUGCAUAGCUGUGGGAACCAGCUGCUCGAAAGAGUGUGGGAAGCUGACUUGGAGGCCUGUCAGCUGUUGAUCCAAGGGUUUCAGCUGAAAGAAGCUGGUUGCUGUGUUUCAGAGGAAGAAGAGGGCCGAACAGAUGAGAUGGUUGCUGCUGCUGAUCACUGUUUGGACACAGAGAGAGGAAAAGAAAGCCACUUUCCAAAAGGCACAGAGCGGGGCGCUGUUCCAUGCCCCAUUGCUCAAACCAAAUGCUGUGAACUCAAAGAGGUUGUGGAGGAUAUUUCAUUUGGUACAGAUGAUGAUUUGUAUGAGGACUUCCACGUAUUUUCUGCAGAACUUGGUGAAAAAUGUGAAGCAAUAAGUGAGAAACUGGUGCAAUUAGAAGAUCAACUCCAAGCAGCAGUCUGCAACUUGGAUGACAAUUUUAUUCAGUCUCUACAGAGGGAGAUCCAGAUGGUGAAGGAAACUCUGCAGGCCAUGCUGAUGCAGCUCCAGCCGGAUAAGGAGGCAAGAGAAGAUGAGGCUGGAGACUUCCUCUGUGACAGCUGGUGUCCAGGAAAACAAGACUUAAAGAAAUAAUGGGGGGUGGGGGGUUCUGGUGUUUUAAUGUUAAUUCACAAAGGGUUGCUUUUAGUAACUGAAUACGGUCUUACGAAGCCUUGAGGAUCUCUUCUCUCCCUGCAUAACUAAUAACAACUAAAUCAAUUAUGGAGAAAUGGAGCCUGGAGGUUUAUCAACAGAAGUGUUCUACACAGCUUCACAUGUUCUGGCACAGACUGGAAAACAGCUUUCAGAGCAGAGCAUCUCCUGUAAUUGUGUAGAUUACAAAUUGAUCCAUUUCAAGUGAUUCAGCAAAGUCUCCUUUAAUGUCAGAGUGAGAUUUUUCUAACAAUGUUAUAAACAACUUCCUUACUUGUGCAUUCUUCAGUCUUUUUCUCCUUCAACAUGUAAUGUUAAAGGCAGUAUUCUUCAGUAUUGCUGAGAGACAGCUGAGGGAAUAAGUAAUUUUUUGCCUUUGUAACAUCUUUCUUACACCCAAGUUAUUUUCAGAUUCCUACAAAAUAUAAAACCACUAGGAUAAAAUUCAAAAUAACCAAAUUCUUCUAACUUAAAUUAGGACUGCACUUAUCCACUGGCAUUCAACAUAGCAGAGAUAAUUAAUAUCAGACUAAAGAAUAAUAGCUUUUCAACCAUUUUCAUUUACAUUUUAUAGCAAAUGCAUAUUAAUACCAAAACCUCAGAACAUUUAAAGUGAUAACCUGCUGAUUUGUGGUUUUUAUAUUUGAAUACUGUACGAACAUUAAGUAAUUUUUCUUAAUAUUAUGCUUACUUCUUUGACCUGCCCUAUAUUGUGAUAAAAAAGAAAGGUUUUUGGGUGUGUAUAUACAUAUGUAUGUUUGAUAAAGUUAUAUUAUCUGUUUAAUCUCUUUGUUUGCUACAGAAAAAAAGAAAAGGAAUGGAACUAAACCCAGCUAAAUAUUGGUGAUUUACAAUGGUGCAGUGUUCAAACAAUUUGUAAAUUGUGUACUCAUAAAUCAAAACAUUCUUGCUUGGAUGCUAAAAUAAACUGAGGUUAUCACAUUUUCA
Molecule: messenger RNA, 8694 nt
Organism: Chelonia mydas (Green sea turtle)
Lineage: Eukaryota; Metazoa; Chordata; Testudines; Cheloniidae
Gene: DISC1
Product: DISC1 scaffold protein
Exons: 15
Coding region: 5152-7686 (844 amino acids)
Biological process (GO): cilium assembly; neuron migration
Cellular component (GO): centrosome; mitochondrion; intermediate filament cytoskeleton
Source: RefSeq, a predicted model, not a curated record